This is a messenger RNA of Gorilla gorilla gorilla (western lowland gorilla), 11815 nucleotides long. It is a transcript of the gene MYO15A, whose product is annotated as myosin XVA. The coding region runs from base 288 to 10883 and encodes 3531 amino acids. Gene Ontology annotation, molecular function: protein binding; cytoskeletal motor activity; ATP binding. The transcript has 66 exons. The record is from RefSeq and is a predicted model, not a curated record. Gene Ontology annotation, cellular component: cytoskeleton; myosin complex. Lineage: Eukaryota; Metazoa; Chordata; Mammalia; Primates; Hominidae.
GUGCUCCUGGGCCAGCCAGAGGACCCCAUGAGGCGGCAUGCAGGCGGGGAGCAGGCCACAGGACGCAGGGUGAAACCCAAGGCGCUCUAGAGGAGAUGAAUUAUGGAUCCGCCCUCCCGGAAUCCUGGCUCGGCCCUCCCCACGCCACCUGGGGCCAGUCCGGUCUGCUCCCAGCCCGAGGAGGCCGCGUGUCCAGCCGCGGGCAAGAGACCGAGCAGGUCCCUGUGUCUCCAAGUCCCUGAGCCCGUGACACCGGCCCCAGGCCCCGUAGAGAGCAGGCAGCCACCAUGGCAAAGGAGGAAGAUGAGGAGAAGAAAGCCAAGAAAGGGAAGAAGGGGAAGAAGGCACCGGAGCCGGAGAAGCCCAAACGGAGCCUGAAGGGGACGUCGCGGCUGUUCAUGGGCUUCCGCGACCGUACACCCAAGAUCUCCAAGAAGGGCCAGUUCCGCAGCGCCUCGGCCUUCUUCUGGGGCCUCCACACCGGCCCCCAGAAGACCAAGCGCAAGAAGAAGGCCCGCACCGUGCUCAAGUCCACGUCAAAGCUCAUGACGCAGAUGCGCAUGGGCAAGAAGAAGCGGGCGAUGAAGGGCAAGAAGCCGUCCUUCAUGGUGAUCCGCUUCCCAGGCCGCCGUGGCUACGGCCGCCUGCGGCCGCGCGCCCGGUCACUCAGCAAGGCGUCCACGGCCAUCAACUGGCUCACAAAAAAGUUCCUCCUCAAGAAGGCCGAGGAGUCGGGCAGCAAACAGGCCACAGUGGACGCCUGGCUGCAGCGCUCGAGCUCCCGCAUGGGCUCCCGCAAACUCCCCUUCCCGUCCGGUGCCGAGAUCCUGCGGCCCGGGGGCCGGCUCCGGAGGUUCCCCCGCAGCCGCAGCAUCUACGCGUCAGGCGAGCCCCUGGGCUUCCUGCCCUUCGAGGACGAGGCCCCGUUCCAUCACUCGGGCUCCCGCAAGUCGCUGUACGGGCUUGAGGGCUUCCAGGACCUGGGCGAGUAUUAUGACUAUCACCGCGACGGCGACGACUACUACGACCGGCAGUCACUCCACCGCUACGAGGAGCAGGAACCCUACCUGGCGGGCCUCGGCCCCUACAGCCUGGCCUGGCCACCCUACGGCGACCACUACUACGGGUACCCGCCCGAGGAUCCCUACGACUACUAUCACCCCGACUAUUACGGUGGCCCCUUUGAUCCGGGGUACACCUACGGCUACGGCUACGACGAUUACGAACCCACAUAUGCGCCCCUGUCGGGGUACUCGUCUCCUUACAGCUACCACGAUGGGUACGAGGGCGAGGCGCACCCUUAUGGCUACUACCUGGAUCCCUAUGCGCCGUACGACGCGCCAUACCCACCCUAUGACCUCCCAUACCACACUCCCUACGAUGUACCCUACUUUGAUCCCUACGGAGUCCACUACACCGUCCCCUAUGCCGAAGGCGUCUAUGGCGGUGGGGACGAGGCCAUCUACCCCCCCGAGGUGCCCUAUUUUUACCCGGAGGAGUCGGCUUCGGCCUUUGUGUACCCCUGGGUACCACCGCCCAUCCCGUCGCCCCACAACCCGUAUGCCCACGCCAUGGAUGACAUCGCCGAGCUGGAGGAGCCUGAGGACGCGGGCGCAGAGCGUCAGGGGACCUCCUUCCGCCUGCCCAGCGCCGCCUUCUUCGAGCAGCAAGGCAUGGAUAAGCCCGCCAGGUCCAAGCUGUCCCUCAUCCGCAAGUUCCGCCUCUUCCCGCGACCCCAGGUGAAGCUGUUUGGGAAGGAGAAGCUGGAGGUGCCCCUGCCACCCUCUCUGGACAUUCCUCUACCCUUGGGGGAUGCGGACGAAGAAGAGGACGAGGAGGAGCUGCCCCCGGUUUCCGCUGUGCCCUACGGCCACCCUUUCUGGGGCUUCCUCACGCCGCGCCAGCGCAACCUCCAGCGCGCGCUGUCGGCCUUCGGCGCCCACCGGGGCCUGGGCUUCGGCCCUGAGUUUGGCCGCCCCGUGCCUCGCCCUGCCACCUCGCUUGCGCGGUUCCUCAAGAAGACGCUGUCGGAGAAGAAGCCCAUCGCGCGGCUCAGGGGCAGCCAGAAGGCCCAGGCAGGCGGCCCUGCUGUCAGGGAGGCGGCCUACAAACGCUUCGGCUACAAGCUGGCUGGCAUGGACCCCGAGAAGCCCGGCACGCCCAUCGUGCUGAGGAGGGCCCAGCCGCGCGCUCGCUGCAGCAACGACGCGCGCCGCCCUCCCGCGCCACAGCCCGCGCCCAGGAGCGCGCUCCUGUCUCCGCCCGUGCCCCCGCGGCCCCCAAGCCCCGGGCCCCCGCCCGCGCCGCCGCUCUCCCCAGCGCUCUCGGGCCUGCCCCGGCCGGCCUCGCCCUACGGCUCCCUCCGCCGCCACCCGCCGCCCUGGGCCGCCCCAGCGCACGUGCCACCGGCGCCGCAGGCCAGCUGGUGGGCCUUCGUGGAGCCCCCUGCCGUGAGCCCGGAGGUGCCCCCCGACCUACUAGCCUUCCCAGGGCCCCGACCCUCGUUCAGGGGCUCCCGCCGGAGAGGGGCGGCAUUCGGCUUCCCCGGGGCCUCUCCACGGGCGUCGCGGAGGCGAGCUUGGUCACCGCUGGCCUCGCCCCAGCUCUCGCUGAGGAGCUCGCCGGGCCUCGGCUACUGCUCACCCUUGGCGCCCCCGUCGCCUCAGCUGUCCUUGCGCACGGGCCCCUUCCAGCCGCCCUUCCCGCCCCCGGCCCGCCGGCCCCGCUCGCUGCAGGAGUCCCCAGCCCCACGCCGAGCCGCUGGGCGCCUGGGCCCACCCGGCUCGCCGCUGCCGGGCUCACCCAGGCCGCCCUCACCGCCCCUGGGGCUCUGCCACAGCCCGCGGCGCCGCUCGCUGAAUCUGCCCUCGCGCCUCCCGCACACGUGGCGGCGCCUCAGCGAGCCACCCACUCGGGCUGUGAAGCCGCAAGUGCGCCUGCCCUUCCACCGACCGCCCAGGGCCGGGGCCUGGCGGGCGCCCCUGGAACACCGGGAGAGCCCGCGAGAACCCGAGGACUCAGAGACACCCUGGACCGUGCCCCCACUGGCCCCCAGCUGGGACGUGGACAUGCCUCCCACCCAACGCCCACCCUCUCCCUGGCCAGGAGGUGCAGUCAGCCGCCGAGGCUUUUCCAGGCCACCCCCUGUGCCGGAAAACCCCUUUCUCCAGCUCCUGGGCCCUGUGCCAUCCCCCACCCUCCAGCCUGAGGAUCCAGCUGCUGAUAUGACCAGGGUCUUCCUGGGCAGACACCAUGAGCCGGGGCCUGGACAGCUCACCAAAUCAGCUGGCCCAACCCCUGAGAAGCCUGAAGAAGAGGCCACCCUGGGGGACCCCCAACUGCCAGCAGAGACCAAGCCUCCAACCCCAGCACCUCCCAAGGAUGUCACUCCCCCCAAGGAUGUCACUGCCCCCAAGGAUGUCACUGCCCCCAAGGAUGUCCUCCCAGAGCAAAAGACAUUAAGGCCCAGCCUCUCAUACCCACUGGCUGCGUGUGACCAGACCAGGGCCACAUGGCCACCAUGGCACCGCUGGGGAACACUGCCCCAAGCCGCAGCCCCCUUGGCGCCCAUCAGGGCCCCAGAGCCCCUGCCCAAGGCGGGUGAACGGCGCCAGGCAGCCCCUGGGCGUUUUGCUGUGGUCAUGCCUCGUGUGCAGAAGCUGAGCUCUUUCCAGCGAGUUGGGCCUGCAACCCUGAAGCCUCGAGUCCAGCCCACCCAGGACCCCAAGCCAAGAGCCUGUAGUCUUCGCUGCUCCUGCCUCUGGCUUCGGGCAGAUGCCUAUGGACCCUGGCCACGAGUACACACCCAUCCCCAGUCCUGCCACCUGGGCCCUGGAGCUGCCUGCCUGUCCCUUAGGGGCUCCUGGGAGGAGGUCGGCCCCACAAGCUGGCGGAACAAGAUGCACUCCAUCCGCAACCUGCCAUCCAUGCGGUUCCGUGAGCAGCACAGGGAGGAUGGUGUGGAGGACAUGACACAGCUGGAAGACCUCCAGGAAACCACUGUGCUGUCCAACCUCAAGAUUAGAUUUGAACGGAACCUCAUCUACACAUACAUUGGGAGCAUCCUGGUGUCGGUGAACCCAUACCAAAUGUUUGGAAUCUAUGGGCCGGAGCAGGUGCAGCAGUACAACGGACGGGCCCUGGGAGAGAAUCCCCCGCACCUCUUUGCUGUUGCAAAUCUCGCCUUCGCCAAAAUGCUCGAUGCCAAACAGAACCAGUGCAUAAUCAUUAGUGGAGAGAGCGGCUCUGGCAAAACUGAGGCCACCAAGCUGAUUCUGCGCUACCUGGCCGCCAUGAACCAGAAACGGGAGGUCAUGCAGCAGAUAAAGAUCCUGGAGGCAACACCCCUCUUAGAGUCCUUCGGUAAUGCCAAAACUGUCAGGAACGACAACUCCAGCCGCUUUGGGAAGUUUGUGGAAAUCUUUCUGGAAGGGGGCGUGAUCUCUGGUGCCAUAACCUCCCAGUACCUGCUUGAGAAAUCCAGGAUCGUGUUUCAGGCCAAAAACGAGAGGAAUUACCACAUCUUCUACGAGUUGCUGGCUGGGUUGCCUGCCCAGCUCCGGCAGGCCUUUAGCCUGCAAGAGGCUGAGACCUACUACUAUCUGAACCAGGGUGGGAACUGUGAGAUAGCAGGAAAGAGCGAUGCAGAUGACUUUCGCCGGCUCCUGGCUGCCAUGGAGGUGUUGGGCUUCAGCAGUGAGGACCAGGACAGCAUCUUCCGCAUCCUGGCCUCCAUCCUGCACCUGGGCAAUGUCUACUUUGAGAAGUAUGAGACGGAUGCACAGGAGGUGGCCUCAGUGGUGAGUGCCCGAGAGAUCCAGGCCGUGGCAGAGCUGCUGCAGAUCUCCCCUGAGGGCCUGCAGAAGGCCAUCACCUUCAAAGUGACCGAGACAAUGCGAGAGAAGAUCUUCACGCCCCUAACUGUGGAGAGCGCUGUGGAUGCCAGGGACGCCAUCGCCAAGGUCUUGUAUGCACUGCUGUUCAGCUGGCUCAUCACCAGGGUCAACGCGCUGGUGUCCCCAAGGCAGGACACACUGUCCAUCGCCAUCCUGGACAUCUAUGGUUUCGAGGACCUGAGCUUCAACAGCUUUGAGCAGCUGUGUAUUAACUACGCAAACGAGAACCUUCAGUACCUUUUCAACAAGAUCGUCUUCCAGGAGGAGCAGGAGGAGUACAUCCGUGAGCAGAUCGACUGGCAGGAGAUCACCUUUGCUGACAACCAGCCCUGCAUCAACCUCAUCUCACUGAAGCCUUAUGGCAUCCUGCGGAUCCUUGACGACCAGUGUUGCUUUCCCCAGGCUACAGACCACACCUUCCUACAGAAGUGCCACUACCAUCAUGGCGCCAACCCGCUCUAUUCCAAACCCAAGAUGCCGCUGCCUGAGUUCACCAUCAAGCACUAUGCAGGCAAGGUCACCUACCAGGUGCACAAGUUCCUGGACAAGAACCACGACCAAGUGCGCCAGGAUGUGCUGGACCUGUUCAUACGGAGCCGGACACGGGUGGUGGCACACCUCUUCUCCAGCCAUGCCCCACAGGCUGCCCCUCAGCGCCUGGGCAAGAGCAGCUCCGUCACUCGGCUCUACAAGGCGCACACUGUGGCCGCCAAGUUCCAGCAGUCACUCCUGGAUCUGGUGGAAAAGAUGGAGAGGUGUAACCCCUUGUUCAUGCGUUGCCUGAAGCCCAACCACAAGAAGGAGCCAGGUCUCUUUGAGCCAGAUGUGGUAAUGGCACAAUUACGCUAUUCAGGGGUGCUGGAGACCGUGAGGAUCCGCAAGGAGGGAUUUCCAGUGCGCCUGCCUUUCCAGGGGUUCAUCGACAGGUACUGCUGUCUAGUGGCCCUCAAGCAUGACCUGCCGGCUAAUGGGGACAUGUGUGUGUCAGUGCUGAGUCGCCUGUGCAAAGUCAUGCCAAACAUGUACCGUGUUGGGGUCAGCAAGCUGUUCCUUAAGGAACACCUAUACCAGCUGCUGGAGAGUAUGCGAGAGCAUGUCCUGAAUCUGGCAGCCCUCACUCUGCAGCGCUGCCUCCGUGGCUUCUUCAUUAAGCGGCGAUUCCGCUCUCUGCGCCACAAGAUCAUCCUGCUGCAAAGCCGGGCCCGUGGCUACCUUGCCAGGCAACGCUAUCAGCAGAUGAGGAGGAGUCUGGUGAAGUUCCGGUCCCUGGUACACGCAUACGUGAGCCGCCGACGCUAUCUCAAGCUGAGGGCAGAGUGGAGGCGCCAGGUGGAGGGGGCGCUGCUGUGGGAGCAGGAGGAGCUGAGCAAGCGGGAGGUAGUCGCUGUGGGGCACCUGGAGGUACCGGCUGAGCUGGCUGGGCUCUUGCAAGCAGUGGCAGGCCUCGGGCUGGCCCGGGUGCCUCAGGUGGCCCCUGUGAGGACUCCUCGACUCCAGGCUGAGCCCCGGGUCACACUGCCCCUGGACAUCAACAACUAUCCUAUGGCCAAGUUUGUCCAGUGCCACUUCAAGGAACCUGCCUUUGGGAUGCUGACAGUGCCCCUGAGGACACCCCUCACGCAGCUGCCAGCCGAGCACCAUGCAGAAGCCGUGAGCAUCUUCAAGCUGAUCCUGCGCUUCAUGGGCGACCCCCACCUGCAUGGUGCCCGGGAGAACAUCUUCGGGAACUACAUUGUGCAGAAGGGGCUGGCGGUGCCUGAGCUGCGGGACGAGAUCCUGGCACAGCUGGCCAAUCAGGUGUGGCACAAUCACAAUGCCCACAAUGCUGAGCGGGGCUGGCUGCUGCUGGCCGCCUGCCUCAGUGGCUUUGCACCUUCCCCGUGCUUCAACAAGUACCUUCUCAAGUUUGUGUCUGAUUAUGGGCGGAAUGGCUUCCAGGCUGUGUGUCAGCACCGCCUCAUGCAGGCCAUGGGCCGGGCCCAACAGCAGGGCUCGGGGGCUGCCCGCACCUUACCCCCGACCCAGCUCGAGUGGACAGCGACCUAUGAGAAGGCCAGCAUGGCGCUGGACGUGGGCUGCUUCAAUGGUGACCAGUUCUCCUGCCCGGUGCACUCCUGGAGUACGGGGGAAGAGGUGGCUGGAGACAUUCUGAGGCACAGGGGGCUGGCAGAUGGCUGGCGCGGCUGGACCGUGGCCAUGAAGAAUGGUGUCCAGUGGGCAGAGCUGGCUGGCCACGACUACGUGUUAGACCUGGUGUCGGACCUGGAGCUGAUCAGGGACUUCCCUCGACAGAAGUCCUACUUCAUUGUGGGCGCAGAGGGGCCUGCAGCCAGCAGGGGAGGCCCCAAAGUGGUGUUUGGGAACAGCUGGGACUCGGAUGAGGACAUGUCCACUAGACCCCAGCCCCAGGAGCACAUGCCCAAAGUACUUGACUCUGAUGGGUACAGCAGCCACAAUCAGGACGGUACAAAUGGGGAGACUGAGGCCCAAAGAGGGACAGCAACCCAGCAAGAGUCAGACAGUCUUGGAGAGCCUGCUGUGCCCCACAAGGGGCUGGACUGCUACCUGGAUAGCCUCUUCGACCCUGUGCUGUCCUACGGGGAUGCGGACCUGGAGAAGCCAACAGCCAUUGCCUACCGCAUGAAAGGGGGAGGCCAGCCCGGUGGAGGCAGCAGUAGUGGUACUGAAGACGCCCCCAGGAGACCCCCAGAGCCAAAGCCAAUCCCAGGCCUGGAUGCCUCCACAUUGGCUCUGCAGCAAGCCUUCAUCCACAAACAGGCCGUGCUGCUGGCCCGGGAGAUGACCCUGCAGGCCAUGGCACUCCAGCAGCAGCCCCUGAGUGCUGCCCUGAGAUCCUUGCCCGCAGAGAAACCCCCAGCACCAGAGGCACAGCCGACGUCUGUAGGCACCGGUCCCCCUGCCAAACCCGUGCUCCUGCGUGCCACUCCAAAGCCCUUGGCCCCAGCCCCUCUGGCCAAGGCUCCAAGGCUCCCCAUCAAGCCUGUGGCUGCCCCUGUUCUAGCUCAGGAUCAGGCUUCUCCAGAAACCACUUCACCCUCCCCAGAGCUGGUCCGGUACUCUACGCUCAACUCUGAGCACUUCCCACAGCCCACACAGCAGAUCAAGAAUAUUGUCAGGCAGUACCAGCAGCCGUUCCGGGGAGGCCGGCCUGAGGCCCUCAGGAAGGAUGGCGGGAAAGUGUUCAUGAAGCGGCCAGACCCUCACGAGGAGGCCCUGAUGAUCCUGAAAGGGCAGAUGACUCACCUGGCAGCUGCACCUGGCACCCAGGUGUCCAGAGAGGCCGUGGCCCUGGUGAAGCCGGUGACCAGUGCACCAAGGCCAUCCAUGGCACCCACUUCAGCUCUGCCCUCGCGAUCGCUGGAGCCCCCUGAGGAACUCCUGCAGACGCGGCUGCACCGCCUCAUCAAUCCCAACUUCUACGGCUAUCAGGACGCCCCCUGGAAGAUCUUCCUGCGCAAAGAGGUGUUUUACCCCAAGGACAGCUACAGCCAUCCUGUGCAGCUUGACCUCCUGUUCCGGCAGAUCCUGCACGACACGCUCUCCGAGGCCUGCCUUCGCAUCUCUGAGGAUGAGAGGCUCAGGAUGAAGGCCUUGUUUGCCCAGAACCAGCUGGACACACAGAGGCCUCUGGUAACGGAAAGUGUGAAGCGGGCCGUGGUCAGCAGUGCACGAGACACCUGGGAGGUCUACUUCUCCCGCAUCUUCCCCGCCACGGGCAGCGUGGGCACUGGUGUGCAGCUCCUAGCUGUGUCCCACGUGGGCAUCAAACUCCUGAGGAUGGUCAAGGGUGGCCAGGAGGCCGGCGGGCAGCUGCAGGUCCUGCGUGCAUACAGCUUUGCAGAUAUCCUGUUUGUGACCAUGCCCUCCCAGAACAUGCUGGAGUUCAACUUGGCCAGUGAGAAGGUCAUCCUCUUCUCAGCCCGAGCGCACCAGGUCAAGACCCUGGUAGAUGACUUCAUCUUGGAGCUGAAGAAGGACUCUGACUACGUGGUUGCUGUGAGGAACUUCCUGCCUGAGGACCCUGCGCUGCUGGCUUUCCACAAGGGUGACAUCAUACACCUGCAGCCCCUAGAGCCACCUCGAGUGGGCUACAGUGCUGGCUGCGUGGUUCGCAGGAAGGUGGUGUACCUGGAGGAGCUGCGACGUAGAGGCCCCGACUUUGGCUGGAGGUUCGGGACCAUCCACGGGCGCGUGGGCCGCUUCCCUUCGGAGCUGGUGCAGCCCGCUGCUGCCCCCGACUUCCUGCAGCUGCCAGCGGAGCCAGGCCGCGGCCGAGCAGCCGCCGUGGCCGCUGCUGUGGCCUCUGCAGCCGCUGCACAGGAGGUGGGCCGCAGGAGAGAGGGUCCCCCAGUCAGGGCCCGCUCUGCUGACCAUGGGGAGGACGCCCUGGCGCUCCCACCCUACACAAUGCUCGAGUUUGCCCAGAAGUAUUUCCGAGACCCUCAGAGGAGACCCCAGGAUGGCCUCAGGCUGAAAUCCAAGGAGCCUCGGGAGUCCAGAACCUUGGAGGACAUGCUUUGCUUCACCAAGACUCCCCUCCAGGAAUCCCUCAUUGAACUCAGUGACAGCAGCCUCAGCAAGAUGGCCACCGACAUGUUCCUAGCUGUAAUGAGGUUCAUGGGGGAUGCCCCACUGAAGGGCCAGAGUGACCUGGACGUGCUUUGUAACCUCCUGAAGCUGUGCGGGGACCAUGAGGUCAUGCGGGAUGAAUGUUACUGCCAAGUUGUGAAGCAGAUCACAGACAAUACCAGCUCCAAGCAGGACAGCUGCCAGCGAGGCUGGAGGCUGCUGUAUAUCGUGACCGCCUACCACAGCUGCUCUGAGGUCCUCCACCCACACCUCACUCGCUUCCUCCAAGACGUGAGCCGGACCCCAGGCCUGCCCUUUCAGGGGAUCGCCAAGGCCUGUGAGCAGAACCUGCAGAAAACCUUGCGCUUCGGAGGUCGUCUGGAGCUCCCCAGCAGCAUAGAGCUUUGGGCCAUGUUGGCAGGCCGCAGUUCCAAGAGGCAACUCUUUCUUCUUCCUGGAGGCCUUGAACGCCAUCUCAAAAUCAAAACAUGCACUGUGGCCCUGGAUGUGGUGGAAGAGAUAUGUGCUGAGAUGGCUCUGACACGCCCUGAGGCCUUCAAUGAAUAUGUUAUCUUCGUUGUCACCAACCGUGGCCAGCAUGUGUGCCCACUCAGUCGCCGUGCUUACAUCCUGGAUGUGGCCUCAGAGAUGGAGCAGGUGGACGGCGGCUACAUGCUCUGGUUCCGGCGUGUGCUCUGGGAUCAGCCACUCAAGUUCGAGAAUGAGCUAUAUGUGACCAUGCACUACAACCAGGUCCUGCCUGACUACCUGAAGGGACUCUUCAGCAGUGUGCCGGCCAGCCGGCCCAGCGAGCAGCUGCUGCAGCAGGUGUCUAAGCUGGCUUCACUGCAGCAUCGCGCCAAGGACCACUUCUACCUGCCGAGCGUGCGGGAAGUCCAGGAGUACAUCCCAGCCCAGCUCUACCGUACAAUGGCAGGCUCGACCUGGCUCAACCUGGUCAGCCAGCACCGGCAGCAGACACAGGCGCUCAGCCCCCACCAGGCCCGUGCCCAGUUUCUGGGCCUCCUCAGCGCCUUACCUAUGUUCGGCUCCUCCUUCUUCUUCAUCCAGAGCUGCAGCAACAUUGCUGUGCCAGCCCCUUGCAUCCUUGCCAUCAACCACAAUGGCCUCAACUUUCUCAGCACAGAGACUCAUGAAUUGAUGGUGAAGUUCCCCCUGAAGGAGAUCCAGUCGACGCGGACCCAGCGGCCCACGGCCAACUCCAGCUACCCCUACGUGGAGAUUGCGCUGGGGGACGUGGCGGCCCAGCGCACCUUGCAGCUGCAGCUGGAGCAGGGACUGGAACUGUGUCGUGUGGUGGCCGUGCACGUGGAGAACCUGCUCAGUGCCCAUGAGAAGCAGCUCACAUUGCCCCCCAGCGAGAUCACCCUGCUCUGACCCAGCCCCCAGCCCUCCAGUACCUUCUGCCAGAAGACUCACUGUGGCCUCAGAGAAAUCACAACCUCUCAGGAUCAAUGACCCCUGUAAGGGGCCAGAGCUUUGGAGGACACUAAGAGGAGGCAGGAGGAGCAACUCAAAUCCCCAAGAACACAAGAAGACCCAUCCUGAACUGGGAUGGAAUGGCAGCAUGCAAACUUGGAUCAGAUAGCAGGAGAAACUUUCAAAAGUCUGGCCCACUGUGCAGUGGAGCAGAAGGCAGGACCAUGAGGCCUCCUGCCAUGUACCCAUUGCAGACCCUGCCCCUAACUCCUGCCUAUGACACAGAAGCCCCACACCAGUUGCCCAGAUGAACUGGCCUCUGCCUUUGGUUUACUCAGGGUCUGAUGUUGGAAUCUGCUCCAACUCCACACCCUAGCCCCUACAUGUCCUCCUAAGGGGCCCCUCCUUGUGCUGCCAGUCAGCCUGGAUUUCUGGUCUUUGGUUAUUUCUGUGCAAACAAAAGGUGUGCCUGGCAGCCAUUUCUCCAUGGAGUUGCUAAGUGGCUGGAAAACAAGCCUGAGGGAGGAGGCAGGAGUUGGAGUUACCUUAGGCCCCUGAUUCACUGCCUAUGAACAGACCAUCCCCCGCUCCUUGGGUAUCCCCAACCCCAGACCCCCAUCACUUGAUGGGCCACACAAGUUUGAGAGUGGUACAAGGGAGAAGUUUGGGAAAAGCCUUCUUGGAAAAUGGGACAUUAGCAUUGAGUUUUGAAAGAUGAGUAGGAGUUUGCUAAGGAUAGAUGGAAGACAGCGGGAUAAACAUUCCAGAGAAAAUCGUGUUUAUUCCCUGCUGUAUCUUCCAGAACCUAGGAGGAUGCCUAACAGAGGGUAAGCACUUAAAAAAUAUUUGUCAUAUGAAUGAAAAAAUAAACGAAUGAAUGUUGAUAGAAA